Closterium sp. Yama58-4 is the source of this 1623-nucleotide messenger RNA. The record is from the annotation of a GenBank genome assembly. NCBI's taxonomy places the organism in Eukaryota, Viridiplantae, Streptophyta, Zygnematophyceae, Desmidiales, Closteriaceae.
AUGGCGCGCUGGAUCGCCGAUGUUGGCCCGGCUGGUGUGCCGCUGACGCUUGCGACAAUUCGCGAGCAUGUCGCGAACUUGGCACGCAGCAUGUCUCUGCCGCCGACCUUUCGGUGCUCCAUCGGAUGGGUCCGCCGUGCCUUGCGCCGCCAGGGUGUCAGGUGCAUCGCGUCGUGUGGCGAGGCGGCCGACCAGGACCUCGCCGCCGUCCGUACGACUCAGGAGAAGCUACCGCAGCUCCUCAUGCACCUCUCCGUGAGGCCGCGCGACACCUACGAUUUCGAUGAAACCGCGGUCUACAUUUCGGUGCUUCCUCGCAAUACUUAUGGCACGGGCCAAGUGGCGGGAAGGAAGGAGGCGAAAGACCGCCUCACCGUUGGCUUUCUCGUCAACGCGGACGACUCUCACUCCUUCCGCCCAUUGCUGAUCUCCAAGGCGAAGCGCCCGCACGACUUCCGCCCUGAUUUCGAUCCGGAGGAAUUUUGCUACUGGCGCAACAGCCCCAAAGGCUGGAUGACCAAAGCGGUGAGGUUUUAUCUUUUCACUCUCUUCAUCGAGCAGCUGAACGCUGCCAUGUAUGCCGAGGAUCGGCAUAUUGUGAUUCUGCUCGACAACGCGAGCAGCCAUGUCCUCACGUCGCGAGGCGCCACCACCGAGGAUCUAUUCGGGUUCCGCACGCGCUCUCUCUCGAACGUCCGCCUUGUGUAUCUCCCACCCAACACCACCUGCUUCACCCAGCCUCUCGAUCAGGGGCUCAUCGCGAUGGCGAAGGCGCGGUACCGGCAGCAUUGGCUCCGCGCCUUCACCGGCCGCUGGACUGCCGAUGGCGCAACCUCGCGCGUGGCUCGCUUCAAGCCCAACCUCCGCGACAUUGUGGCCUGGCUCAAUGACGCGUGGAUGAACAUCGCGUUGCGCACCAUCCAGCGUUGUUGGUGGCGCACCGGCUGCCUCCCGCGUGCGUGGGCCAUGGACCUCCCUCACGUGGGCGACGACGCGGUCGACGCAGGCCGAAAUGUGGACAUCGGCCUUGACGAGGAGAUCGGGGAUGUUGGCAUCCUCAUCGAUCGCCUCGGCCUCGGCUCAAGCGCAAUGCCGGCCGCGGCAUUGGUUGCCAUCGACGACAACCAGCCGACAUGCGCAGAGCCGGGCGAGGAUCCCCUCGCGACCGAGCCGCCAACCGCGCCUUCUGCGGAGAUGUGGGAAGCACCCGCCACCAUGGAAGCCGUGUACGAAGACAGCAACCCCGAGUCCCGCGAGGCACGGCACUACGCUCGGGCGGCCUCUGAGAUGCUCAUCGGCUACGUGAAGGCAACCGGCAUCACCCCGCGGGACUUGUGCGCGCUCUUCGACAUCCGCAACCCCAUCAUCAGGGCGCGUAUGGAGAGCGCCAGCCCGCCGAUUAAUCUCAACAUGAGCCCGCCGCUUGCUAUGCCCGAGGGCGCCACGGCACCGGCCGAGACACCUCGUCGGCGUGGCCGCGUCCUGCCGGCAUGGAUGACAGAGCCCACCCUAUCGUGGGUGACUGUGGCUCAGCAGGCGGCUCGCCGCCCGGAGCUGAUUGACGGCGGUGCGCCGGCCGUCAUGGGAGGCUACAUGGCAGCCGCCGAAUGGAUGCGCCUGUGA